This is a messenger RNA of Verruconis gallopava, 2319 nucleotides long. RefSeq lists its product as uncharacterized. The record is from RefSeq and is a predicted model, not a curated record. The coding region runs from base 1 to 2319 and encodes 772 amino acids. The transcript has 3 exons. Lineage: Eukaryota; Fungi; Ascomycota; Dothideomycetes; Venturiales; Sympoventuriaceae. Gene Ontology annotation, molecular function: ATP binding; ATP hydrolysis activity.
AUGCCGAGAAAGACCACUCCCGCAGACGGUCUGCAAAUAUCGGCCCAGCAAUCCCGUUACGCACUCGACGCUGUCGAUGCGCCUUCUUCAAAAGAGAUCUGGGUGAAAGAUCUGAGCAUCUCACUGGGGCAAAAGGAGAUUCUAACACGCGCUGAGCUGCGUUUCAAAGAGCGCGCCCAUUAUGUGUUCGUUGGUCGCAAUGGAACUGGUAAGACUACUAUCUUCAAGGCCAUCGCCGAAGGACGUAUCCCGGGGAUUCCAUGGUCGACAAAGGUGCUUCUUUUGGGUCAGACACGAGAGAUAGGACUGGAGGAAGGAUUCGGUGGGUUGAAUAUCGUUGGUGGAGAAACUGUGCUGGAACAUGUUUUACGCAGCGACCAGGAGCGUGAAAAAUUGGUAAAAGAGGAGGAGGUGCUAGCUUCGGGAAUUGAAAGUCAGAACGAUCCACUUGCCGCGGUCAGAGCGUAUCGUACGAUUAGUCACCAAAGAUUGGGGAAAAAACUGGAUGAAAUGAAAAUGAUUGCCACACGGAGAAGCGGGGCGAGGGGAAAGAAGGCUAGGGAGGAACAGGUGAAGAUGGAGGAGGAAUUCGAACAAUCGAAGAAGAGACUGUGUGAGGAUCUAUCACUUUUGGAUGCAGCUGUGAUUAGCGAGGAGACAAAGGCUGCGGUGGACAUGCUGUCAGAGGUGCAGUCAAGUCUCGAGCUGAUAAACGCUGAUGCUGCCUCGUCCAGAGCUCGAACAAUACUGCUCGGGCUUGGAUUUUCCCCAGAGCAGAUUGAUGAUUCUAUGGACAAGCUCUCGGGAGGAUGGCGAACACGUUGUGACCUCGCGUGUGCCCUUGCCCAGAAAGCGGACGUUUUGUUGUUAGAUGAGCCGACUAAUUUCUUGGACCUACCUUCCAUAAUAUGGCUACAGGAUUAUAUUCGCAGUAUCGAAGAUACGACCGUGGUGUGUAUUACUCAUGACCGCGACUUUGCCGACGCGAUCGCAGAUGAGCUGCUCGUACUUCGCAAUCAGACGAUUGAAGUGUUUAGUGGCAACCUAUCGCUUUACGAAAGCGAGCGCAUCAAAAAGGCUAAGUGGCUCACAGACAUGAAGGAGGCACAGGACAAACAGAAGGCUCACAUGCAGCAGAGCAUCGCAAACAUGCAGCAACAGGCUCGCAAAGCCGGUGAUGACAAGAAGCUCAAGCAGGCGGUGUCUCGACAAAAGAAGAUCGACGACCGCAUGGGCCUCCAGGUCAAUGCCAGAGGCGGUCGCUUCAAGCUCAACCGCGACUUGGUGGGCUACUCCCUGACGAGACGCGCGGACAUCGAGGUCCCGGACUUCGACCCGCCCGUCAGGAUCAAGCUGCCCAGCGAGCCUACGGACCUACGCUUCCCAGGCGCUUUGGUCAGCCUUGAGAAUGUCUCCUUUAGCUAUCCCGUCACGGCGGAUGCGGGAGGAAGUCGGAACAAACGAGGGCCGGAAAUUCUGAGGGACAUCACGCUGACGAUCCAUCCCGGCGAGCGUGUUGGGCUCUGCGGGCUCAACGGCUCCGGCAAAACGACACUGGUGUCGAUCGUUGUGGGCGGAGGCAGUGACGGCGCGCCAUACACUUCCUCGCUCUCGGCUUCUGGCGGCGAACAGAUGGGCGCAGGCCUGACGCCUACAAAGGGCAACGUGACGCGGCAUCCGCGCGCUCGCUUUGGUCGGUUCUCGCAGCAGGUAGUCGAAGAGCUUGAGGCAUACGGGGCGGCGCACCGUGAGAUCACGGCGCUGAGGCACCUGAUGGACCACGCGGGCGCGGAGCUCCCGGAGAAGGAAGCGCGCGGUGUCCUGGGAAGCCUCGGCCUGCAGGGAGCGGUGGCGAGCGACGUGCCCAUCUUCGCGCUGAGCGGCGGCCAGAAGGUGCGGCUGGCGCUGGCCAAGGUCGUGUGGAAUGCACCGCACCUGCUGGUGCUGGACGAGGUUACCACGCACCUCGACGCAGACACGAUCCUGGGACUAAUCAUAGCGCUGCGCAGCUAUCGUGGCGCCUUACUCGUCGUGACGCACGACCGCUUCUUCUGCAGAUGCGUGGUCGAGGGUCAGAAUCCGGCGCGGCUCAGAACGAGGCCCGGUGUUACCGGCGCGGAGGACGACGGUGCCGGAGCCGCAGACACUGAUUCGGACGAAGAGGAUGGCGCUGGAAAUCAUGAUGGGCCAUUCAAGAAGGGGAUCGUGUACCGAAUGGUCAAAGGCCAGUUGAAAGUGCUUGAGGGCGGCAUGUCGCAAUACGAGGAAAUAUGUGAGCGGGCGGCCGCGAGGUUGACCGCCAAAGCGCAAAAGGCGUAA